CGCGAUGGAGAAGAAAGCGUGGGGAGUGCGAAGCGGGAGCGACGAUGGGGAAGCCCAAGAGCAAGCGCAGGCGGAACGAGUCCGACUCCGACGAAGACGAAACCUUCUACUACCGGUACGCCUCAGCUCCUCCUCCGCCUCCUCAGCCGUCAACCUCCAACCUCACCGCCGCUCACGGCCGAGGGAACCCAAAUUCCACAAAUUCCGGUGGCGGCGGCGGCUCCGGCGGCCUCGUCCCCUCCAAGUCGACCCUCUACGUCUCCAACCUCGACUUCUCCCUCACCAACUCCGACCUCCACACCCUCUUCUCCACCUUCGGCAAGAUCGCACGCGUUACCGUGCUCAAGGACCGCGCCACCCGCCGCAGCCGCGGCGUCGCCUUCGUCCAGUUCAUCGCGCAGCCCGACGCCCAGCGGGCCGCCGCCGAGAUGCAUGGCAAGAUCCUCAACGGCCGCAAGGUCGCCGCGUCGAUCGCGGUCGACAACGGCCGGGCGACGGAGUUCAUCAGGAAGAGGGUUUACAAGGACAAGAGCAGGUGCUACGAGUGCGGAGGGGACGGGCACCUGUCGUACGAGUGCCCGAAGAAUGUCCUGGGGCCGAGAGAGAGGCCCGCCCCGAAGAAGGGGAGGAGAGGCGGCGGGGGGAGGGAGGAGUGGACCGGCGGCGGCGGCGGCGGCGGCGGCGGUGAAGAUGAUGAGGGGGAGGCAUUCGAGGAGGAGAAUUGGGCCUCGGUGGUGGACGACGGCGCGGACGAGAGAUUGCUGACGAGAGAGAGAGAGGAGAGAGAAAGAGUGAAGGAGAGGAGGGAGAAAAAGGUGAGCUAUUUCAGUGACGAGAGUGAUGAGGAGGAUGAUUGAAUUUGAAGAGAGUGAGGCCUUGGCUUUUGCUUGGAUUUUGCAGAGAAGUAAGACCUUGUUCUUGGAGGUGCUUCCUUAAUCCUUCUAUCUUGAAGGGGUCUUGCCUGAAAAUAGUCUGGUAAAACAUUCUUGGAUUUUGGAUGAUGCGGCCAGAUGGAAAAAGGGAGAUUUGCUAGAGAAUGGAUGCUUGUGCAGGACAUUUGGGAGAUGAAAUUAGUUGUGUUCUUUUUAAGUGGAAAAAGGGGAAAGCCCAGUUCCUUUUCAUUUGUAUGCUAUUGUUUGUGGUUUUUCAUCGUUAACUUUAGUGCGCAGAUUAUUAUAUAGAAUUAGAAGAAAUUUUUUGUUGAGUUGUUGUCAACCAUCUGAAUUCAGACACAUUGUGAUUACAGAGCAAUCUGCCAGAUAAUGUGAGGCAAGAAAAGUGUUGAAAUCUUCAAAGUCAAAAGCACUUGAGACAGACUACAUGUUGGCUUUAGACUUCUUAUGACUUGUGAGAAAAGCAAUUCCUGCUGU
Syzygium oleosum is the source of this 1370-nucleotide messenger RNA. RefSeq names its product U11/U12 small nuclear ribonucleoprotein 31 kDa protein. Gene Ontology annotation, cellular component: U12-type spliceosomal complex. The transcript is spliced from 2 exons. NCBI's taxonomy places the organism in Eukaryota, Viridiplantae, Streptophyta, Magnoliopsida, Myrtales, Myrtaceae. The record is from RefSeq and is a predicted model, not a curated record. Bases 45 to 857 code for a protein of 270 amino acids. Gene Ontology annotation, biological process: mRNA splicing, via spliceosome. Gene Ontology annotation, molecular function: zinc ion binding; RNA binding.